AAACACAGCAAACCAACCCACACACAGACUUGUAGUUCAACGAUAUCAUAUGGCUGAAGAAUUUGAGACCGGGGUUUGCGGCGGGAACUGGUGGAACAACCUGAUGAUGAUCAGCAACCCCUCGCGAGCUGGCGGCGGCGGUGGCGGCUCUUCGUUUUGCUCUCCCGGCAGCAUACUUGCGGCGGAUUUCGGUGGGCCAUGGAAGGUCGACGACGUCGUUUCCAACAACUCCUCCGUUUCGGAUGGCUCCGCUGUCUUCCAGAACGAUUCCGACAGCGGCGGGAGCAGCGGCGGCGGCGGAGGAGGAGGAGGACUUCCGAUGGACUCCACCGCUCUUCAGCUCAUGGGGUUCGGCGCCGGCCUCUCGUCCUCCUCGCCGUCUUCCUCCGACUGGAAUCACCACCACCAGCAACAACAGCAGGCUGCUGCCGCCUUGAUGAAUGGAGGAGGGAGUGAUAGGAUCGACCAUGGGAGCAACUACGAUUGGUGCAAUCAAACAACCGAAGAUCCACUGCUCAACAAUCAUCAUCAUUUCUUCAACAUCGACCAACAACAGCCGCCGCCGUCGCUAGACGACAAUAUGUCGGUCGCUGCGACGACGACGGCGGCGACAGCUUCGUAUGGUGGUGUGUAUCCUUCGACGCUCAUACAAGGCUUGUUCGAGUCCGAUGCUCCCUUCCAGCCGUCGCCGGCGCCGCUUUUUAGCGACAGCUUGUUGCUAAACGAGUUUUCAUCAUCUCAAGCCAAAUUCCAAAGCCCUAAUAAUCAUCACAACAUGAACAGCCACAGUAGUACCCCGUUUUGGGAUUCUCCAUCAGCAAGUGUGUCUCGUUCGAUCGAAGGCGGUAUCAGAGCCGGUUUCACCAAGCCUCAGCUAGGCCAUGCCCAGGCCCGAUUCAGCCACCCGAAUUUCGAGCAGAAACCCACGAGUUUUCCCAACGCGAUCUCUACAGCAAAGCAACCAAAGAAGGAAGAAGCUGGGAAUAGCAAGGACACGAAAUCUGGGAGCAAGAAGGGGAGUAGUAGUGAGCCAGCCUUCAAGAGGCCAAGAAUCGAAACACCAUCUCCAUUACCAACUUUUAAGGUCCGAAAAGAGAAGCUAGGGGACCGUAUAACUGCCCUUCAGCAAUUGGUUUCACCUUUCGGAAAGACGGAUACUGCAUCAGUCCUCCACGAAGCAAUCGAGUACAUCAAGUUCCUUCAUGAUCAAGUCAGUGUUUUAAGCACUCCAUACAUGAAGAAUGGGAACCCCAUUCAUCAUCAGCACCAACAGAAGGGUACUAAUGCUGAUCACAAAUUGGAUAAAGAAGCACAAAAUCAACCGGACCUCCAAACAAGAGGACUGUGUUUGGUGCCAAUAUCGAGCACUUUCCCUGUCGCCAGUGAGACUACAGCUGAUUUCUGGACACCAACUUUCGGUGGCUCGUUCAGAUAGAUUAAGUCUCACAAAUACAACAAACAUAGAAGCACCUAAUCUAUUUUAGAACGAUAUAUGAGAUCAUCAACCUCAGCUAAUACGAAGACAAGACAUAUAUAGAGAGAGAGGGGGAAGACAGAAUUGGAUUCAAACAAGAAGAAUUUCAUUUCUAACCAUGGGGGACUGAUUCCUAUCUUCAUUUCCAAAUCCCAAAAAGAAGAAAAAAUGAUUACAAGGGUUGGCCCUUUUUAGUUAGAUUAGCUGUAUAUGUGCCACCAAACUUGAGCCUAAAGCUAAAGAGAACAAAAGGGAAAGGGGAAAAAAGGAAACAAAGAGUCAAGGAAAAGGGAGAAUUUUCAUGACCACUGCUGGAGCCACCUGCAAAGCAAAGCUCUGAGUAGGGCACACCAAUCAAGCAAAAUCAUCAGGGUAUGCCUGAGAACCGGUUUUCGGUUGAACCGAUCGUGUAUACGAAUAGGGUAUCAUUUCUAAUUUUCCUUGUAUUUUUUCCCCAUAAGCAUAUGUAUAGUACUGUUAAUUAUUUAUAGUUUGGAAGGGAGAAGAAAGGGUGGAUUCUGUAUAGAAACAGGAACAACAAAAUGGUAAAAAGUUAUUAGUGAUGUUUUUGGAGUUUGGUGUUUUUUAUGAUUUUAGUAAGAGAUGUUUAGCUACAAGUAAGUUAGAUUUGUUCCUGUUGCUGUAUGUAAUUUUGCCCUUUGUAUUUUGGUUAUAUUAAUAUACUAAUUCGGAAAUAAAAAUAUCUCUUUCGGUUGGAA
Molecule: messenger RNA, 2193 nt
Organism: Linum tenue
Lineage: Eukaryota; Viridiplantae; Streptophyta; Magnoliopsida; Malpighiales; Linaceae
Source: the annotation of a GenBank genome assembly